AUGACCGUCGAAGGCGUGAGUGCCAUUUCCCUCGCCACGACCAACGAGGAUGUUUUCGCAAGCACCAGCAAACUCUACCGCCUGUUGGGUUUCAAGUUGGUCAGGAACUACUCCGCCAUGGCGUCCCACGGCCCCAACAACCACUUGCGGGGCUUUGCGUCGGACUCGAUCAAAGAGCACUGGUUGGAGGCGUUUCCGUUGCAGACACGUGACAGCGCAGGCAACGUCGUGCCAUGGCAGGACUUGCGAUUCUACGUUGGCGACAACACCCGCCCUUUGUGCCCCGGCACGUUGGUCAAGCUCCGCUUGUCCGGAUCGGCCCAGUGCGCCGACGGCAAGCAGGACCUUCUCUUCUUCUCGACCAAUAUGACCGCACUCCAGGACGUGUUUGAACAGGCGGCGAUCCAGUGCCAAGUCUCCGCAGAAGGCGUGCUCUCGGCGUCCGACCCGCUCGGCAACACGCUCCGCUUUUCCGGCACCUUGCCCGGGUCGGGCGGCAAGAAGUUCUCUUCGCCGGAGGAGUACCUCGAAUCCCAGUCCGCGGAGCUUAUCAAGGCCCUUGAGCAAGACCAGCCCUUGCCGCCCGCAAACAGAAACACGCCCCCCGAGCCGAAGAAAAAGAAAAUCGGCGUCAUGACCUCCGGAGGCGACGCCCCCGGCAUGAAUCCCGCCGUGCGCGCGGUGGUGCGUGCCGGUAUCUACUACAACUGCGACAUGUUUGCCGUGUACGAGGGCUAUGAGGGCUUGGUCCGGGGCGGCGACUUGCUCAAGCCCAUGGGCUGGAACGAUGUGCGCGGGCUUCUUUCGCAUGGCGGCACGGACAUCGGCACGGCCAGAUGCGCUGCGUUCCGGGAGCGUGCGGGCCGCUUGCAAGGUGCGUACAACAUGGUGGUCAACGGAAUCGACGCGUUGAUCGUGUGCGGAGGAGACGGCUCGCUCACCGGUGCCGAUCUCUUCCGUUCCGAGUGGCCUUCGUUGAUUGAGGAGUUGAUCGAGACCAAGAAGUUGACGCGCGAGCGGGCCGAGCCCUACCGCCACUUGACCAUCGUGGGUUUGGUGGGCUCCAUCGACAACGACAUGGCAGGCACGGACGCCACCAUUGGCGCGUUUUCGUCCUUGGAGCGCAUCUCCGAAAUGGUCGACUACAUCGACGAGACGGCCGCGUCGCACUCGCGUGCCUUCGUGGUGGAAGUUAUGGGCCGCCACUGCGGAUGGUUGGGCUUGAUGUCGGGCUUGUCCACGGGCGCAGACUACAUCUUUAUUCCGGAACGGCCCCCCAAGCACGGCCAGUGGCAGGACGAGUUGAAGGCCAUCUGCUCGCGCCACAGGAGUUACGGCAAGAGAAACACAACUGUCAUCGUGGCCGAAGGUGCUGUGGAUGACGAGUUGAACCCGAUCUCCUCUGAAACUGUCAAGAACGUCUUGGUAGAGCUCGGGCUCGACACCAGAAUCACCACUUUGGGCCACGUGCAAAGAGGUGGCACAGCUGUGGCGUACGACCGCAUGUUGAGUACCUUGCAGGGUGUGGAGGCCGUGAAGGCUGUCUUGGAGAGCACGCCAGAGGUCCCAUCGCCUGUCAUUGGUAUUCUUGAAAACCAAAUCGUCCGCCAGCCUCUCGUCGACUCCGUGCGUCUUACCAAGCAGGUCGCUGACUCGAUCGAGGCAAAAGACUUUGACCGUGCCAUGAGCUUGCGUGACUCGACUUUCGCAGAGGCCUACGAGAACUUCUUGUACACAGCGUUGUAUGAUGAUGGGUCCAAGCUUUUACCUGAAAGCGAGCGCUUGAACAUCGGUAUCGUUCAUGUCGGCGCAUCGCUGUCUGCGUUGAAUGCCACCACAAGAGCUGCGGCUUUGUAUUGUUUGGCCAAGGGCCAUAAACUCUUUGCCAUUCAGAAUGGGUUUUCAGGAUUAAUUAAUGAGGGCACUGUGAAGGAGUUGUCAUGGCUCGAUGUUGACGGAUGGCAUAACCAAGGCGGUUCUGAAAUUGGGACCAACCGCUCUUUGCCAAGCGAAAAUUUUGGGGAUGUCGCGUACUACAUGCAAAGACACAAGUUCAAUGGACUCAUGAUCGUUGGUGGCUUUGAGGCCUUCACGGCUUUACAUCAAUUGGAAGCCGAAAAGAAGCAGUAUCCUAUUUUCAAUAUUCCAAAGGUCGUGAUUCCAGCCACUGUGUCCAACAAUGUUCCUGGAACUGAGUAUUCCUUGGGAUCUGACACUUGUUUGAACCAAUUGGUCAACUAUUGUGAUGCUAUUAAGCAAUCUGCCUCCGCAACCAGACGCAGAGUCUUUGUUGUAGAGGUUCAAGGUGGCAACAGUGGCUACGUCGCAUGCUACGCUGGUCUUGUUACAGGCGCCAUCGCUGUCUACAGACCCGAAGAUAAAAUUGACCUCAAGAGCAUUCGUGAAGACAUCGAUCUCUUGUUUGAUGCUUUCAAGGGAGACCGUGGCGAGGACAAUAACGGUAAAAUUGUUAUCCGAAAUGAGUUUGCCUCUCCCGUUUAUACCACAGACUUGUUGUCUGAUAUUUUCUGGGAGGCUGCAGGGUCACGAUUCGAAACUAGAACCGCUAUUCCAGGUCAUGUUCAACAGGGAUUUACUCCAAGUUCAAUGGACAGAGUAUAUGCGGCCCGUUUUGCUGUCCAAUCAGUGAAGUACAUUGAGGACUGGAGCCGUCGCGUGUUUGCAUCCGUUCAUCACAACUCCAUUCACCACAGCAUCAACAACAUCAAAAUGAUUGACUUGAUGAGAAGAGAAGAGGAGUCCUCGGUUGUUAUUGGUAUACAAGGAGCCCAACUUAAGUUCUCCGAUAUCAACAAUCUCUACGAGGAAGACACGGACGUCGCUUUAAGAAAGGGUCAGACCAUACAUUGGAGCAAUUUAGCAGAUGUAGGCGACAUGUUAAGCGGAAGAUUGGGAUUGAGAGAGCGUCGUCAACGCUGA
This is a messenger RNA of Metschnikowia bicuspidata var. bicuspidata NRRL YB-4993, 2940 nucleotides long. It is a transcript of the gene PFK1, whose product is annotated as 6-phosphofructokinase subunit alpha. The transcript has a single exon. The record is from RefSeq and is a predicted model, not a curated record. Gene Ontology annotation, molecular function: monosaccharide binding; AMP binding; fructose-6-phosphate binding. NCBI's taxonomy places the organism in Eukaryota, Fungi, Ascomycota, Pichiomycetes, Serinales, Metschnikowiaceae. Bases 1 to 2940 code for a protein of 979 amino acids. Gene Ontology annotation, cellular component: mitochondrion; cytoplasm; 6-phosphofructokinase complex. Gene Ontology annotation, biological process: fructose 1,6-bisphosphate metabolic process; fructose 6-phosphate metabolic process; canonical glycolysis.